Megalobrama amblycephala (Wuchang bream) is the source of this 1122-nucleotide messenger RNA. Its product is annotated as zinc finger protein 629. The record is from RefSeq and is a predicted model, not a curated record. Gene Ontology annotation, cellular component: nucleus. The coding region runs from base 100 to 861 and encodes 253 amino acids. The transcript has 2 exons. Lineage: Eukaryota; Metazoa; Chordata; Actinopteri; Cypriniformes; Xenocyprididae.
UAUUUACGGUCGCUGCCGCUCAAGCAGGAAGUGUUUUUGUCCGCAGCUUCUCACAUUAAAGGAAUAAACUGCUCCAGGUCGUGAGUGAGGAUCUUUUGAAUGCUUCCAGGAGAGAUGUUUGAGAGCAGGCUGAAGGCAGUGCUGGAGUCCGCGGUGUCGGAGAUCCUGCAGCUGCACGAGGACGGACUGAUGCUGAUGCGCGCGCAGAUCCGCCUGAGAGACGCGCAGAUCCGCGCGCUGAAGAAGCGCGUCACAGACAGCGAGUUCGCGGGGCGUCUCGAGUGCCGUGAUGGAGACAUUCAGAAUCCUGCUGCACCACUUCAGCUCGACGGGAAUCCGGACGACAGCGACGCACUCGCACAGAUGUUUACUGCAGAAAGAAAAGACGUGCUCGUCGCCGAAGAACUCAACGCACCUCAGAACGAGGAAGACUUUGCUGGACCGGUGGAGAUGAAGCAGAACUUUCUUGAAAUGACAGAUCAUCCACACUGCUCGCAGAUGCCCGCAAGAACACACACGUGCGCGUUCACGUCCAUCAGCUCUACUCAAUCCGUGAACAGCCUCAGCUUUGAGUCCUUCAGUCAGAACUCACGACCCGACAGAACCGCGUCAGACUUCAUCCAGAACACAACGUCUCCUGAACGCAGUAAUGCGUGCAGACGCGAAGCGGCGCAGGAAAAGUGGUUUAUCUGUUCGUUCUGCGGGAAGAGUUUCGACCGCUCCAGCCACCUGCAGAUGCACCGGCGCGUCCACACCGGAGAGAGACCCUUCCGCUGCGCCGUCUGCGGCAAGAGCUUCUCGCAGCUCAGCAACCUGCGCACGCACCAGAAGAUCCACCGGACACACACCAAGACAAACUGAGACUGCAUCUUUCAUUCCCUUGAACAUUUAUUAAAGUUCUUCACAGAUCAGUAAUCUUUAUUUGUGUGAAAAAACACAAACUCAACAUUACAAAUAUACAAAACACAUUUAUCUACUUAUCUAGUUGCAUAAACAGAUGUUUAAAUUCGAACCACCUAACAGUCUUACUUUUCAGGUUCAAAUUAGACUGACUUCAAGCUGGUAACACAUUCAGGUUUCAUUUGUUAACAUGAACUAACAAUAAAAAGCAUUUACUAAUUU